AUGGCUUGUAUUUCUGCAGUGUCCUUACUUUUAUGCUUGGUUUUUCAAGGCAUUUCUGGGGAAGAUGUUCAAGUAACAGUAGAGCAAGGCACCUUGAAUGGUGAAAUAGUGACAAGCGUCAUUGGCGAGAAUUACUACAGUUUCAAAGGUAUUCCCUACGCCAAACCACCCGUGGGGGCACUAAGAUUUAAGGAUCCUGAAGAUCCCAUCUCAUGGGAUGGAGUGAGAGACGCCAAAGUUCAUGGAUCUGUCUGCCCUCAACUGAAUAUUUUAACAAAUACGUACAUUCCUGGUAGUGAAGACUGCCUGUUCGUCAACGUGUACACGCCUAAUGUAAAACCUGAAACUCCUUUACCAGUUUUAGUUCAUAUCCAUGGCGGAUCCAAAGGUUUAUUCCACAGAGCUAUAGCCGCAAGCGGUUCACCAUUUAAUGAUUUUAAUGUUGGUUUUGAACCUCGGAGAAGGGCAUUCGUACUCGCUCAAACAUUGGGCUUUGAAACAAAUAACAACAACGACAAUGAUCUCCUUGAAUUUUUGCAAAGCGUUGAAGUAGUUCAAUUAAUAAACAUCACCGCAAGUUCCGCCUCUGUGAUGGCAUCACAGCAAAUCACUGAUUUACCAUUCAAAAUGCAACCAUUCACGGCACCAGUUGUUGAAAAGGCAUGUCCUCAAGGCAAUUUUUUGACUAAAGACGUUUUAACAUCUUUAGAAUCCGGAGAUGUGAACAAAGUUGAUGUUAUGUUCGGGUACGCUAACAAGGAAUCCCUUCUUCUGCUCCCUGCCUACGUGCAGGCUUUACUGGGACAGUAUAAUAGAUAUCGAGAGUUGUUUGUGCCCAGUAAACUGCUGAACGUGUUAACUCCAAGUACAAUUUUGAAUUUGGCCGAUGAGAUCAUUAAUUUUUAUUUUGGAGAUAAAGCAAUAAGUGUUGAUAACAUUGAAGAGUUUAUAAACUAUGCAAGCAAUGUCAGUAUAUCAUAUGAUAUGCAGAGAUUUUUCAGAAGAUGGACCAAAUUCGGAAAUACAUAUGCUUUUAAAUUGUCAUCGUAUUCGUCUAGAAAUGUAUACGGUGCUGCAGGUGAGUCAUACGGAAUUGCUGGUGCCGCACAUUUCGAAGAUGUAUUCUACACUUAUGACCCGAAAUCUCUAAACUUGCCUCUAACUAAAGACAGUAUUGAAUACAAAAUGAUUAAACAGAUCACAACGCCUAUGAUCGAUUUCGCUAAAACCGGAAAUCCUACUCCUGACACUUCUUUUUGGCCGAAGUAUAAUUGCACCCUGGCCUACGUUAACUUCGCCGAAGACAUGACGGUAGGCUACGCUCCUGAUGAGGCCGAUUAUCAGUUUUGGAAGGCUCUUUAUAAAAGCGUAAAUGAACGCUUUUAA
This is a messenger RNA of Arctia plantaginis, 1386 nucleotides long. NCBI's taxonomy places the organism in Eukaryota, Metazoa, Arthropoda, Insecta, Lepidoptera, Erebidae. The record is from the annotation of a GenBank genome assembly.